UUUAGUAGACAGCAGGGUUUUUUGGGGCUCCGUUCGCUGACAUAGAAACACGUUAGAUUUAAAGAAGUUUCUGAUCUUUUGUUUAAAAUCGAUUUAAUUAGGAGAUUUUAACAAUGUGGCAGAUUGGUUUGAAGUGCACAGCGGAAUAUUUUUAAACGGUUAGUCCAAAAGAGAAUUUAGCUCUUGCUCGCUGUCAGCUCGUAUUAAACAAGCUAGACACGCAGUUGUGAGCUGAGAACUCUCCCACGAUCACAAAAAUAAAACGCUGUUAAGUGAGUAAAGGAGUGAGUGCAGCAGUAAUGGGAGCGCACAGGAGUGAGGGGCGCAGAGAGUGGCUCCAGCAGCAGGAGGCUGGCGAGCAGCAGCAACAGCUUCAGUCCGUGAACCCCUGGAACAUCAUGAUCAAGCACAGACAGGUUCAGCGCAGAGGUAGACGCUCACAGAUGGCUGUAAGUUAUACAGAUCCUGUCAUUUCUAUGGACCUCUUGCGGACUGUGCUGCAGCCCAGCUUCAAUGAUGACAUUUUGGCAGUCUUUAAAAAGUAUAUGAAGUUUUUUGAGAAAGCAGCGAGCAACGUGAAGGAGAACAUAGGGGAGGAUGUACAGACUGAUCAACUCAUCAGAGAGGCAUGUCGAAACUGCUUGGAGCAUGCCAAACAGCUCUUUCCUGAGGCAGAGAAAACUGUUCAAAGACCUCUUUUUGAUCCUGCUACAAAGCGCUCACGACAGAUGGAUGAUGAUUCCAGCCAAAGAGGAAGCCCGAUCCCUAAAAAGCGGAAGGGACGCCCCCCACUGCCGACUCUAGCUUAUGACAGGACUAUACCAUAUAGUGCACCGAUUAAGCCUAAAAUAGCUGAGCCAAUAAAGCGAGAAGGACCUAAGUGGGACCCCGCCAGGCUGUCUGAUAAAAGCACAUUUGUUUUAGGAUCCAGGGCAAACAAGGCUCUGGGAAUGGGAGGCACCAGGGGAAGGAUCUAUAUUAAACAUGCAGAUCUUUUUAAGUAUGCUGCUGAUGCUCAGGAUAAGCAAUGGCUUGCAGAACGGCAACACAUGAGAGCCACGGGUGGAAAGAUGGCAUAUCUACUAAUCGAAGAAGACAUUCAAGACCUUGCUCUAAGUGAAGAAUACAAAGACUGUCCAGAAUUGAGAUUGGAUGAGUUGAAGCCCUUCAUUGUGCCUACUUGGAUGGUAGAGAAGAUGCAGAAGACCAUGGAAGCUCAGAGAUCUGAGAAGGAUUAAAGAAUUAGGAGCUUAGCACCGUAAACAGUUUUUAAGGGUACAAAUUCUGAUCUACGAUCAACUCGCGGUCCAUAUGGUAUAAAAUACUUUAAAGAAUAAUAAAUAUAUUCCUUGAUAAACGGUUAGGAAACACAGCUCCGGAGACUGACUUACUUUGAUCCACACAAUACCUAAUGGCAUAGCAAUAGCAGACUAUGGGACCAGGCCAUGUUGAGGAAAAGAUGUCUUGGUUAUAUUAUUUUAAUUUCUUUUAAUUUUUUGGUUUCUUAUUACACAAUAGAUCUUGAUCUUACAAUCAAGCUUAACAGUUUUCCCUUUGUGUGAAAAAUUGUGAACAGUUAAGGUUUAACAACUCAGUAUUAUUAGAGAUGAUAUCAAAUAGAAUCUUUUUUUCACCUUAAUCACAAAAGUAGCUUUAAAUGUCCAUAAGUACGUGUACAUAUGUAUUUUCUUACAUAGGUUUUGUAUGAUGUGUCUGCACAUGUAUGCAUUUACGGAUAGUGUCAUUGAGCCCUUUUUUUUUUCUUUAAGUUUGUGUUACCUUGAAAUACCUUCUGAUGGGAUGUGACAGGUUUUACAUGAUGCCAGAGAAUCUGUGGGGAUUUGUUUUUUCUGUAUUUGCGAUUUACAAAAAAAAGGGAAUUUAGGUUACUUUUAGGUAAGGAGACUUUUCUUUAACAGAUGUAGCUUUACUGCAGUAUGGUAAUAAGAAGUGGCACAUUUUUUGACUGAUGUCUGCUGGUUCUAGAGAAAUAAAAUGUGUUUGAUAUGCCUAGCCUUAGUUACAUGUUUUAUAUUGAAAAUUGAGGGGUUUGUGGUGCGAAAUAAAAGUCCUUAUAUUCUG
This is a messenger RNA of Clarias gariepinus (North African catfish), 2082 nucleotides long. RefSeq names its product deoxynucleotidyltransferase terminal-interacting protein 1 (gene dnttip1). Gene Ontology annotation, molecular function: nucleosome binding; DNA binding. The record is from RefSeq and is a predicted model, not a curated record. NCBI's taxonomy places the organism in Eukaryota, Metazoa, Chordata, Actinopteri, Siluriformes, Clariidae. Gene Ontology annotation, cellular component: nucleus. The transcript has 13 exons. Bases 300 to 1238 code for a protein of 312 amino acids.